CUGCCACCACCACCCCCUCCAGCUGGCAGGCGGGCGGGGAAGCUCUCUGGCUAGUUCCACUUCCUGGUGUCCAGGGACUUGUGGGUUUGGUUUCGAUGGAAGAUUCAGAGAGGAAGUGCUUCUGUACAAAAUAAAAGAAGUCCAAGAAUCUGCCUGUAUCCUCAACCCCGCCCCCCGGAGAAUGGGAUUCAGAAUGAUGACAACAAUGAUGAUGGUAUGGCUAUAAAGGCCACAGAGACCCGCUGAGGGCUCACACUGCACACGCUCAGGCACUGUCUUCAGAGUUUGGCUGCAGCAAGGAUGUCCCUUCCCGUGCUCGCUUUGGCUGCACAAACACUGAAAGCGGAACGACACGGACAAGAUUAGCAUGGCCCCUGCGCAAGGACGACAUGCAAAUUCGUGAAACGUUCCACAUUAAAAAAAAAAUCAUGGUGUCCCUUCCUGAGGGUGGCCGGGCCUGAACCUCUUUGUUAGAAAAGAUUCUAGCUUCCUGGUCCAGCUGCCAAGAGGUGGAGGCCACGGGGCUGGCUGGUUUAUUUGCAUUUUCCUCCUCCAGGCCAGACAGUACCUAACUGCUGUGUCCAAACAAGACACUGUCCCUGUCCUCAGGGGGCUGGCUCCUCCCCAUUCCUUGGCAAAGGGGCGCACCCUGAGCCCUCCCCACCCCACCCCACCCCACCCCGCCAAUUGGGCCAAGCCCCAGGCUGGCUUCAAUCCCACCCAGACCUGUGCCAGCGACAGCAGCCUGCACGCUCCUGGUGGGCAGCUCCCAGCCUGGGUCUCUCUGGGACAGGUGGGAUGGAGAGGUGGCAGCAAUACCCCCAUCGUGGGACAACCUGAAGGCCGCCCCUUCCAGGGCGCGGCCAGACCCAGCACUUCUCCAUUCCCCUCUGGACCGCAGCCCCCUGGACGGAGCCCCCGCCGACGCCUGCCUGCGGUCACUGCGGCCGUGUCUGAGGCGGCUCCGCAUCGCCCGUCAGGCUUCGUGCCUCCCCUCUGUGGCCUCUGUGCUCUCGGUUCCUCAAAAGGGCCUCAGUCUGCACGUAAGGCCCGUGCAUUUCACUGUCAGACGCCACCAUGACGCCACCCGUGCAGGAGUCUCAUUCGCAAACUGUGGCGGAGAGCCUGCAAACCGGUUUGGUCCUGCAACUUGCCUCUCAAACAUUAACUACGAAAGCAAUCCACAACCAAAUCUUCACGGCGGCGAACCUAUUUGCUUGUGGCUAAUACCAGUUCCAGACCAUAAAACACUGAGGCAAAUUAAUUUGUCCUUGAAAACAGUUCCCUCCCUGUCCUUGGGGCCUGGCGCCUGCCACAGAACCCCGACUCCCAAUUCUAAUUCUGACACCGUCUCCCUGUCUCCACGCAAACCUCUCUCCUCCAGGGGCGGCCCCUCAGGCCCAGGCCAGGCGCUGCCACCAGCACCAACAGCACCCUCCCCCUCUCCCCCUCCCAGCCCACUUCUCUGCAUGGUGGUCCCUUCAGCAGAAUGUUCUGAUCUGCCAGCAACUGACUAAAAGAGGUGGUGAAAGCGAUGGUCUUCCUGCCACAGGGAGGGCCAGGGUCUUCUCCUGGUCAGUGUGGCCAGAGCUCCGGGAUUGUCUCGUUUGGUUUCGUGGAAGCAGAACAAGAAUUUAGACACCAGUGUGAGCUCCUCCUGCAUUUUUACAAAACGUUUCCAGUCGUCCACACCAAGGUGGCACAUGGGCAGGAACAUUAGGUCCACAUGGAUCCACUGCUAACAGACCAGAGGCGCCUCUGGAAGGAAGAGUUCUGGCAGAACCCCUGGGACCAGGGGGGCCUGGCCGUCAUCAGCAUAUUCCUCAUCACCGUCCUGCUGCUCAUGCUGUUCGCCAUUGUGUUUGGGGCUCUCCCUCCGGCUGAGAAGGCCGACCAGCCUGAAGAGUCAUGACCUGACUUUCGGGGGGCCAAGGGGGGCCACCUGUUCGACACUCUCCAAACACCGUGGGCCUUUCCCUCGAAGCCCCUUUAACAGUCUGGAUUAUACAUUUUAUGUGAUUCUCUGA
Myotis lucifugus (little brown bat) is the source of this 2027-nucleotide messenger RNA. It is a transcript of the gene ERLN, whose product is annotated as small integral membrane protein 6. The transcript is spliced from 3 exons. Bases 1727 to 1912 code for a protein of 61 amino acids. Lineage: Eukaryota; Metazoa; Chordata; Mammalia; Chiroptera; Vespertilionidae. The record is from RefSeq and is a predicted model, not a curated record.